AUGCCCUCCGUACUUUCGCCUCUCUGUACAACCAGUCGCCUCAUCUACUACAGCAACAUGACAUUUUUCACCAUCAAUGCUACCAGCUGUGCUUCUAGUACAUUCGCAAUUUCUCCUGAAAUUUUCGGUAUCAAGAUUCUCUCUUUGUCUGCUUCCGUGGUGUCCAACUUCACCGCCCAAUCAGACGCCUCGCUUCGGUAUACAUCCCCGUCAGUAAUCGCGGAUGGUCUGACUUUCUGCAACGUGACUGUCACAUAUACACACCCAGAAGCUCACGAUCAAAUUAUUGUGGAAUCAUGGCUACCCACAAGUGGUAGCUGGAACGAACGUCUCUAUGCUGCAGGAGGUGGCGGUUAUGGCGCCGGCCGUUUCUUCAUCCCUUAUACAAUCAUGACUGGCGCGAUAGCAGAAGGUUAUGCCACAGUGACCACAGAUGCCGGGCUAGGGUCAGACCCAAGUAUUCUUGAUGGAAGUUCAUGGGCAUUACUAAGUCCCGGGAAUGUGAAUCUACAGUUAGCACGCAACUUCGGAUCAACUUCACUAAACGAGGAGGCUAUUAUUGCGAAAGAAAUCGUGCGACAGUAUUAUGGCAAACCUCCUCAGUAUAGCUACUUCAAUGGUUGCUCGCAGGGAGGCAGGCAAGGUCUAGCUUUGGCUCAGCGAUACCCUACCCAAUAUGAUGGAAUCGUGGCCGGAGCACCAGCUAUCAACAUGCCCCAAGUAGUUAGCAGCAUCUUCUGGCCACAACAAUUCAUGAACGAACUCAAGGACCAUCCGUACGACUGCGAAGUCGAUGCAGUCGUCCAUGCUGCUAUCGCUGCUUGUGACAGCCUCGACGGUUUGGUAGAUGGGAUCAUCGCAGAACCUUCUAUUUGUCUGAAGAACUUUGAUCCGUUCAGUGCGGUUAACACCACUAUUAAGUGUCCACAAACAGGCGGGGAAAGGAAAAUAAGCAAAUCUGCUGCCGCGGUGGUUAAUGCAACAUGGAUGGGCAUGGCAACAUCAUACGGCAGGAUUCUCUGGCCCGGCUAUACACCUGGGACAAAUCUUACGGGUACAACAGGUUUUCAGGGCGGGAUAGCCGGCACGAAUUGCACAGCAAAUGGGAAAUGCGAGGGCCGAUACAACCCACUUGGCAGCGGUUGGAUAAAAUAUUUUGCCGCAAAGGAUGCUAAGCUUGAUGUUGGAAGUCUUACACAAGAACGGUUCCAAGAAUUAGUCUUGCAGAGCGUGCAAGAAAUGUCAUCCUUUUUGGGGACUGACGACGCAGAUUUGGAAGGUUUGAAGCGGUCGGGAGGAAAGCUGCUGACUUGGCAUGGCCUGGCCGACGACGUGAUCCCCCCACAAGGGACGGAGAACUACUACCUUGAGGUUUCCAGUCUCAUACCUGAAGUUCAUAGUUUCUUCAAGCACUAUGAGAUUCCCGGGCUUGCCCACUGUUCGGGAGGAUCUGGGGGACAACCCACCGCCAUGUUCGAGCAGCUGCGGGCCUGGGUUGAGAAUGGGACAGAGCCGAUGAGUUCUCCUGUCAGGUUCGAUGGGAUCAACGGUACCGUAUGGGAUCGUAUUGUGUGCCCAUAUCCCAGUAAGGCCCGACUAGAGUCUAGCUGCAAUGACCCUAAAAGUGCAGCAUGUUGGAAUUGUGUAUCCUGA
Molecule: messenger RNA, 1653 nt
Organism: Clonostachys rhizophaga
Lineage: Eukaryota; Fungi; Ascomycota; Sordariomycetes; Hypocreales; Bionectriaceae
Source: the annotation of a GenBank genome assembly